CGUUCCGCUCGGUCAGAGGAGCCCCCGAGCCCAGCCGCGCCGCCCAGUACCCUGGCCGGUACGGGGCGCGCGCAUCCCCCGCGGUCCCCUCGGCCGUCCCGGGACUCAAUACUGGCAGGCAGCGUGCAGGAGGAGGAGGAGAGCGGCGAGGUCAUGCGUGCCGCGGCCACGCCGGGGCUCAACGCGUCCUGGUCGGCGCUCGCCAACGCGUCGGGCUGCCCGGGCUGCGGCGCCAACGGCUCGGAUGGCCCGGGGCCCGCGCCGCUGCUGCUGGACGCCUGGCUGGUGCCUCUGUUCUUCGCUACGCUGAUGUUGGUCGGGUUGGCCGGGAACUCGCUGGUUAUCUUUGUCAUCUGCCGCCACAAGCAGAUGCGGACGGUGAGCAACUUCUAUAUCGCUAACCUGGCGGCCACCGACGUGAUCUUCCUGGUGUGUUGCGUCCCCUUCACGGCCCUGCUGUACCCGCUGCCCGCCUGGGUGCUGGGCGACUUCAUGUGCAAGUUUGUCAACUACAUUCAGCAGGUCUCUGUGCAGGCCACGUGCGCCACCCUGACUGCCAUGAGCGUGGACCGCUGGUACGUGACCGUGUUCCCGCUGCGCGCCCUGCACCGCCGCACGCCGCGCCUCGCGCUGGCCGUCAGCUUGGGCAUCUGGGUGGGCUCGGCCGCCGUUUCUGCCCCGGUGCUCGCCCUGCACCGCCUCUCCCCGGGGCCGCGGACCUACUGCAGCGAGGCCUUCCCCAGCCUCGCCCUGGAGCGUGCCUUUGCCCUCUACAACCUGCUCGCGCUGUACCUGCUGCCGCUCGUCGCCACCUGUGCCUGCUACGGGGCCAUGCUGCGCCACCUCGGCCGCGCCGCCGUGCGCCCUUCGCCCACCGACUGCACCUUCCAGGGUCGGCUGCUGGCCCAGCGAGCCAGCGCCGUGCGUGCCAAGGUGUCUCGGCUGGUGGCGGCCGUGGUCCUGCUCUUCGCCGCCUGCUGGGGCCCCAUCCAGCUGUUCCUGGUGCUGCAGGCCCUAGGCCCCGCCGGCGCGUGGCACCCGCGCAGCUACACGGCGUAUGCACUCAAGACCUGGGCGCACUGCAUGUCCUACAGCAACUCCGCGCUGAACCCGCUGCUCUACGCCUUCUUGGGCUCCCACUUUCGCCAGGCCUUCCGCCGCGUGUGCCCCUGUGCCCCAAAACACCAGCGUCGGCCCCGUGGAUCUGCACCCUCAGACCCCGGCACCCCCCUGGCCGAGUUGCACCGCCUGUGCGCCCACCCAGCCCUUGCCAGGUCUCCAAGGCCCGGGAACGGGGAGCUGGGCGCGCGCAGGUUGUGCGUCCUGGGGGAAGUCACCGCCCCUCUCUGAGCACAUUCUAGGAAGCCACCUGCGCCCCUGCGGCCAGUUGUGUCUUGGUUAUUAUCCGUUAUUCAUAUUUUUAUUCUUGUCCCGAAUAAUCAGUGAAAAUGUCGUGUCUAUGUUUUGCACCUGACACCAGUUUGUCACGAUGUUUGCUGUUGGCAUUGUAAUGAUCAUUUCUGAGAUUCCUGAAGCAGAUGUGCUAACAGUCGGACAAGCUGGAUCUUUCCAGAAAGGAUCAGAUGUUUUCACAAGUUGUCUGUGGUUGACUGUACCAUUGUUAAGAUCCAAGCACUUUUAGAGAUAUUAAAAUGUGAGGGACAAUGCACAUCAUAGAA
Molecule: messenger RNA, 1679 nt
Organism: Heterocephalus glaber (naked mole-rat)
Lineage: Eukaryota; Metazoa; Chordata; Mammalia; Rodentia; Bathyergidae
Gene: Kiss1r
Product: KISS1 receptor
Biological process (GO): G protein-coupled receptor signaling pathway
Cellular component (GO): plasma membrane
Molecular function (GO): G protein-coupled receptor activity
Source: RefSeq, a predicted model, not a curated record